Messenger RNA from Halichondria panicea, 816 nucleotides. RefSeq lists its product as uncharacterized. The transcript is spliced from 5 exons. NCBI's taxonomy places the organism in Eukaryota, Metazoa, Porifera, Demospongiae, Suberitida, Halichondriidae. Gene Ontology annotation, molecular function: Hsp70 protein binding. The record is from RefSeq and is a predicted model, not a curated record. Gene Ontology annotation, cellular component: cytoplasm; cytosol. Gene Ontology annotation, biological process: protein refolding. Bases 1 to 531 code for a protein of 176 amino acids.
AUGCACCACCCACUCGGCCCCGGCAUGAUGCAGCAGAUACAGAGCGUGUGGACAGACUGUGGGGGGUCUGGUAUCAAGGUGACCCACUGCCCACUCGGCCCCGGCAUGAUGCAGCAGAUACAGAGCGUGUGCACACACUGUGGGGGGUCCGGUGAUUACAUAAGAUACAAGGACAAGUCCAAGAAAUGCAAAGGAAAGCGUCUCGUGGAAAUCAACCACAAACAAGAGAACACUGCUGGUGACGACCAUAGUGACAAGCAGCUGGAUCACACCGACUACAGGAGAGUCGACUGUGACCUGUUCGUAGAAGAGCAUCAGUUUAAGGGAGGCCUUGUGUGGCUUCACUUGCACUCUGUACCCCCUGGACGGGAGGAACGUGGGUGUGUCCAGGUCACCAGGAGCAGUGCUGUCACCAGGGUCUGGAGGGUGAGGGGAUGCCAGUGUUCAGGAGGCCUCAUGUCAAGGGCAACCUCUAUGUUCAGUUCACCAUCCAAUUCCCUGACUCUGGUUUCCUGGAGGAGAGUCAACUAAAGGAGUUGGAGUGUCUCUUGCCCACAGGACCUGACCCACCAGCACUGGACCCAGAGGCAGAGGAAGUGGAUAUGAUAGAGAGUGAGGGGACGAGGGUAGUGGGCGGGGCACAAAGGGGUGGAGCUAUAUACGAUGAAGAUGAGGAGGAUAAAGGAGUGGGCGGGGCACAGAGGGUGGGCUGCUCUCAACAAUGACACUCUUAGGAACUCUAUAUUCACCGCUUUGAUUGUAUUUAUGGACUGGUUUUGUGGUUACUGCUAUUGUUCUAAUUAUGUGAAUAACGUU